Messenger RNA from Heteronotia binoei (common prickly gecko), 2690 nucleotides. It is a transcript of the gene CFAP91, whose product is annotated as cilia and flagella associated protein 91. The coding region runs from base 65 to 2434 and encodes 789 amino acids. The record is from RefSeq and is a predicted model, not a curated record. Lineage: Eukaryota; Metazoa; Chordata; Lepidosauria; Squamata; Gekkonidae. The transcript has 17 exons.
GCGCUUCCGCGUUGCCGUGGUUACGGCGUCCGCCGGCCUGGAGCUGUAGCAGAAGGCCGCCGAGAUGAGCCAGUCCGUGAUCGUGACGCGGCAGCGGGCCCACGCCUCGUCCCGGUACCGCAGGGACAUGGCGCCCAAUCGUGCCUUCGACUUUCUCUACGAUCCAUUGUACACCCUUUCAAGCGAGAGAGACCAUGCGCAAGCCACCGUUCGGGCGCAUCUGCUGAACGAUGAAAUGAGAAAGCUGCCAGUGUUCAGAGCUAUGUUCAGCAACCUGGUUCACUAUCCGCCGUUCACAAUGAAGCUGGAAGCGAAAAACCCUAUCCCCCCCUUCAUUGACCAGCGGUGGAGGGGAAGAGCGCAGCAACGCCUGGAGGCUCUUCAGAAUCUGGUCCUAUCUCAGCCUUCCCUUCAGCUUCCCAGAGUCGAGUACGAAGAUCCUGAAGUCACAGGAAGGAAUCGCUGGAAGUAUUUUGAACGGCCUUUCAUUCCAUUUCACAAGCCAAUUCCAAUGAGCGUCGUUUACGCAACAGCCAAGCCGGAGCCGUUCAGCCUCCACGCGGCACCCAGCGAUAAGCCCUCCUAUCUCAUCUCCCAAACCGUGGCUACCCAGACCGAUUAUCGGGACAGCGAAGCCCAGACGGAUCCCUACAGCCCGGAAUAUGUGGUGACUUCCGGAUCAAUCCCUGAGUUACUGACCCUUGCCACACUGACCUGGGGUCGGGGCCUUCCAGCGACCCAGGCAGAGGUGGAGGUGAUUGAGCGAGCGCGAGAGAAACGGGCCUGGGAGGCGACUCUUCCCCCUCUGAGUGACGCCGCACACAUUGCCAAGAGGAGGAGAAUGAUGGAGGAUAUGGAGAGGAAAGAGUGGGCCUUUCGAGAGGAAGAGAUAGAAGAACUGCAAGAAGUCCGACUAGUACUUUUAAAGGCUCUGCUGAAGAAUCGGGAAGAGAGGCACAACGAGAUGGACGUCAGCCGCUUAGACAACCGCUGGUUUUACCUCACGCGGCAGAAAGAAGAGAAAGUGAGGAAGAUUCUCCACGAACACACAAAAGCCAUCCGAAAAAUAAUUGCCAAGGGGAAGAACGUGGAAAGGAAACUGGAGAAGAGAGACAUCAUCAAGGACUACACGGAGUACGAAUCGCAGACUUACGCCCCACUGUCUAGAAUUGGUUACUUUCCAGACAAUCACGCUGACCGUUACGUAGUGAAGAAUGCCUACCUCAGCACCUAUGAGGGACUGCUGGAGCUGGAGGCGUCUCUCCCGGACUCCAUCACCCAGCCUCGGACGGAAGCUCCCAAGCCCCGAAGCCCCACCACUAAAGACGGGUUUACGAAACGGAGCGCCCGGCUGGAGAUGGAACUGGCGCAGGUCUAUGAGAUCCUGCAAAGCAAGAAGAUUCAGGUUCAGGAACCGCGGAAGCCGCUUCGAUUCCUCCAGAAGGUAUCCAAAGUGAUCAGCCGUGCUCCAACUCCGUCGCUGGAAGUACCUUCACUGAUAGAGGAAGAGAGAGAGCUGGCUGUGAUUAACCUGCAGAAGUUAAUCCGAGGCAGAGCCGUCCAGAACAUGAUGUUCGAAGGGAAGGAGAAGCGCUUGGAGUUGAUCCGGGAGCUGCGCACCACUCACGCUCUCCAGGAAGACGGCCAGCUCUUGAAGAAAGCCGAGAAGCAAGUGACGCUGGCCUUGCAGCGGCAGCGAGAUUUACACGAGAGCAAGCUGUACAUGAUGGAAAAGCAUCUGGCUCAGGUGGAAGGAAGGGCCAUCGCAAACCUGGUGGACUUUUUGUCCAAGGAGCUUGUCAGGCUCCAGGAAGAGCGGCGGAUCCACGCUUUUGCGAUGCUGGCCGAAAGGCAACGGCGGAUGCGGGAAGCAGAGGAGAGCGGGCGCCGGCAAUUGGAAGAGAGGCGCCGACGGGAAGAGGAUGAGAUCUUCAAGCAGGUUGUUAACAUACACCAAAAGACAGUUGACUCCUACCUAGAAGAUGUGAUUUUGAACAGCAUGGAGACGACGGCUGACGAACAAGCCAGAGAGGAGAUUCAGAAAGUAGCCAUGGAAAUCAACGAUGUUGCUUAUGAGAUGGAAAAACGCCAAACUCGCCUGCAGUCAGAGGAGAUUGUGGCCGAACUGGUUUAUCGCUUCCUGAUUCCAGAAGUGCAGAAAAUGGCCAUCAAGGAGAAAGUGAGGCAGGCCCAGAGAAAACACAUCCACGCCGCCCAUCAGAUCAUCCACGGGAGUACGCCGACAGCCGUCGGGACGCUGUUUCCCAGAGAGGCUGCGAGCCAAACGGCUGAGGUCGGAGGCCCAAGCGCUCCCCCCACAGCCGGACCCCAGGACGUUCCAGAGGCGCCAGGCCAGCCACCUGCCGCCGAGCCAGAACCGCCGCACAGAGGAGGACACUGCGAUCAUGACCACGUUCUGCCCCACAGCCACUGAGGACGGGGGAGACAGAUAAGAUGCACUUCGCUUCCCCGAACACUGGGCCCCAUUUGUAAGAACAGCAGCCGAGGAUUGACGCUUGUACAACUCCACUUUCCCUGAUGCGACCUUCGGACCGGGCGAGGAACUGAGGAGUAGAAGGGACUCUCCCCCCAGAUAGUGUGUGCUUCGGCCUUGGAGAACGGUGCGGGGAGCGAGACAAAUUCCUUCUGUUUCUGUUUCUCACCCAGUCAAGAAAGUUAUUUCACGAAAA